Messenger RNA from Aspergillus calidoustus, 1614 nucleotides. Lineage: Eukaryota; Fungi; Ascomycota; Eurotiomycetes; Eurotiales; Aspergillaceae. The record is from the annotation of a GenBank genome assembly.
AUGGCCGACAACGCGGAGCUUGAGUCAUUUCGGCGCCAAUGGCGACAGGAAGUCGAGAGUCGAACAAAACCGAACACUGCGGGAGUGUCGCAGGCCACACCUUCCAGAUCUGCUGCACCACCGCCACCUCAUCCUCGCCAAUUCCCUCCAACUCGACAUGAAGCAUUUGCGCGCAAAGAGGAAGAAGACGAGGAAGGAGUGGCAACUCCGGGCCAAGCUGAGCUUAUUCAGGGGGUUGAUAGGUUAUCCCUAGCUAGGCCCGACGAUGAGGAUGCUUUCCAUUCACGAACACCCCGCACAGAGCCGAAAUCAGCUCUUGAACACUUCGAGCGAGCAGUCGAGAAAGAAGCGGAAGGAAACUUAGGAGACAGUCUACAACACUAUCGAAAAGCAUAUCGUCUGGACGCCGCAGUCGAUAAAGAAUACAGGAAUAAACACUUCGCGGGCGCCUGGAAAAAGGCUCCUCAACCUGCGACUUCUAAGGAAUCCACAAAAUCUCCCUCGGGCGAGACGUUCGAAAUUGUGCCAACACCGGAGCUUAUCGCGUCAUUUUCCAGCUUUCCUAUCCCUCCGGCGGAACCGCUUUUCGAAGGCGAUCCUGCUCCUCCCUGCCCUAUCGCCCACGUACCAUCCGAAGUCAUUGUUGAGAUCUUGCGACAUGUCGCGUUAGCAGACCCAGCAGCUUUUGGCCGGAUGGCUCUGGUGUGUAAGCGCUUUGCGUAUCAUUUCUCCCAUGAGCAGCAUAUAUGGAAACGACUCUGCCAAGGAGCCAGAUUCGGGUUCAAAUCCAUGCAUUAUUCUUUCGCCUGUGACAUCCAUGGCAAUUCAGAACAGUCCCUAGAGCCCGUCGCUCGGUACACUCCAUUUCCUACGGAUAUCCCUGUUCAGCUCCCAAGUCCGCUAUCCUCGUGGAGUGAGGUUUUCCACACCUAUCCUCGGAUACGGUUCACCGGAAUAUACAUUAGCACAGUAAACUACACCCGUGCAGGUGCAGCAUCGGCGUACUCAAAUAUCUCAUGGAACAGCCCAAUUCACAUAGUUACUUACUACCGAUACCUUCGAUUCUACCCGGAUGGAACAGUCAUCUACCUACUUACCACUGUUGAGCCUGUCGAUGUGGUUCCGCAUAUUAACAAAGCAAACGUGACAGCGGCGCGGGCGCCGUCUCGCAAACAGCAUCAGAAAAAUGCUCCAGAUUCAGUGACUGGACCUCAAGAUCCGGUUCCUCCUAUUGCCUUGGACGCCCUGAAGCGCGCUCAAUGGGGUCGAUGGCGCCUCUCAAGACCAGAAUCGCCCUCCCAUCCAGCCGAGGAAUCUGAGUAUUCUUUUCCAAUCAAGGACAAGUUGACGAGUACGCCCGACCUUACGGAUCUUGUUGUCGAGACUGAAGGAGUAGGAGCGAAGUACAUCUACGUCCUCCACCUAGCCCUCCGGUCAACCACAGCUCGGCCUCCGAAUGCCAAUCCGAUGACUCCCAAUCCUUCACGGAAUACCAAGUUAGUCUGGAAGGGCUACUGGAGUUACGACAAACUCACUGACGACUGGGCCGAGUUUGGCCUUAAGAACGACCGCGCAUUUGUCUUCCGGCGUGUCCGUGGCUGGGGCUUGAACUAA